GUACAUUGUUUCUGAUCUAAUUGUCACGCAUUCACUUCUUCCACUUUACUCUCAUGACCGCAGCACUACACAACCGUCCAGAGAGGUCUAGAGAAGAGGAGCCAUCGCUUGGAGGAAAGGGGAAACGACGUGCCGCGGCUGCUGCUGGGUUGGGUGGUAGCGCGGGGAAACGGGCUACACCUGGUCCUGGCAGCAGCGCGGGCGGCAACACGGGCAGCACCCCCGGCGGCAGCGCGGGAGGCAGCAAGGGCGGCGGCAAAGCCGGCAGCGCAGGUGGCAGCGCCGGCGGCAGCGCGGGAGGCAGCGCGGGAGGCAGCAAGGGCGGCAGCAAGGGCGGCAAAGCGAAGCCCGGAUCAGACCACGGCAAGAACAAGCAUACAGUCGGCAAGCGAUGGAAAAUCGUUGAAGGAGCAAGGUUGCGGCAGACUACAAUGUGGGCAAGGCAUACGUCAGCANAGCCGGCAGCGCAGGUGGCAGCGCCGGCGGCAGCGCGGGAGGCAGCGCGGGAGGCAGCAAGGGCGGCAGCAAGGGCGGCAAAGCGAAGCCCGGAUCAGACCACGGCAAGAACAAGCAUACAGUCGGCAAGCGAUGGAAAAUCGUUGAAGGAGCAAGCCGACGUUGUUUUGUUGUGCUACAACCUGUUGCAGCAGACAACCAAGCUCGGGUUGAGCGGUAUCAUGAUCCAGACCCAGGCCACGAAGUUCGCGGCGGAGAUGAACGUGACCAACUUCACCGCGAGCAACGGCUGGCUACAUCGCUUUCUUUCUCGCUACGGCCUCGUGCACAUCAACCUGCACCGGGAAGCUGGUGAAGUGAACAAGGCUGCGGCUGAGAAGGAAAUCGCGCAGAUUCGGGAGCAGCUUGAGGGCUUUGAAGACGAGUUGAUCUUCAAUAUGGACGAGACGGGCCUUUUCCACCGCUGUUUCCCGAGGGGAACGUAUGUCACGAGGUCAGAGGGCGCAGCGGGACUCAACCAGAAGACCGCGCGGGGAUCGAAGGCCAUGAAGGCCAAGGAUCGGUGCACUGUUGUCGCCUGCUGCAACACCACUGGGUCGCUCAAGGUGCCGCUGGCCGUCAUCCACACGGCGAAAGACCCCAUGGUUUUCCGCCACGUCCGCAAGCCAGCUUGCCCCUACUACGCCCGGAAGAGUGCCUGGCUGGACUCUGCACUCUGCCAGCGGUGGUUCGACGAAGUCUUCGUCCCCUUCGUCAAGAAGACGACUGGGAAGAAGGUGGCUCUCUUGUGGGACAACUGCCCAGGCCACCGCAUCAAGAACGACGACCCGCAAAUCCCUAUGAACAUGGGGAUCCUGUUUGCUCUCAAGUGUCAGUACAAGACGGACAUGGUGAUGAGGUUGGCGACCCUCAUCGAGGACUGGGAUACAGCGCGUGCGCGCAAAAUCCGAAGGCAUGUACCGGAUUACUACUG
Molecule: messenger RNA, 1429 nt
Organism: Ectocarpus sp. CCAP 1310/34
Lineage: Eukaryota; Phaeophyceae; Ectocarpales; Ectocarpaceae
Source: the annotation of a GenBank genome assembly